GUAUGGUAAUGUAUUUCACGUUCGUAACGUUAGAUGCGAUAUAUAAAAGCACAUUAUCUCAAAUCUCUUUUGUUGGAUAUCUGUCUCGGCUUAUCGGAGAACGACAUACGACAAGAGGAUUAAUUGAAUGUGGCUUUGUAUAAAGCUGAGAACAGGAAGAAAUUGAUGAAGAAACUAUAUAGCCUGGCUCGGCACGUCCUUGACCUACACGGCAUAGCUGUGUAUCUUACAAAAGCAAGAUUGGAUAAUGUACAGUGUCUAUCUCCUUUUAUUUAUUUUGGCAAUACGGACAGAUGGAUUUACCGUGCACGACAAGCAAUGCGAUUAUACUUUUGAGCAAAAAUGCCAUGAAAAUAUAAAUAAUUACAAUUACAAUGUAAUUAGUUAUGAUUCUUCAGCUCUUAGAUAUUGUUCUAUCAAAGAUAUUUCUACUGAGUUCAAUUUCUCUGUAAUAUCUGAUAAAAAUGAGAAAGGAGAAUUUGCAAAUCUUACGAUUAAUUUUGAGGCUCCAACAAUAGAAUGUAAAUAUAAAGUUACUUUAUUGGUUGAACCAUCCAUCAAAGAUGAAAGAGAAUGUUUACAGUAUAAUUUUGAAGAAGUUGAAGACAUUACCGCAAAUAUACACAGUGUAGAGAAAUCAUUGUGUUUCAUGACAAAUAGUUCCAACCAAUUUGUAAGAUACAAUAAUAACUCCAUGAUAUCCUCAUGCAAGGAUAAUAUUUCGAUGAGCUACUAUUAUAUCUUCACAGGAUGCUAUGCACUUAGGUUUCAUAUUGAUAAACAAAAGUAUAUAAUAAGAGGCAAUCAUUUUUUAAAUACCAGAUACAAACGUACGGAAAUUAUAGCACCAGACUACACUUGUAAAUAUGAUAUGCAUCCUAUCUAUGAUCCUAUCUAUGAUGAAAGAUACGAAAUAAACUUAACACUGGAUGCUUCACUAUCAGUAGAUACAGGAGUAUUACUUAAACUAAAGUUAAUACCACACCUUGAUAAAACUACUCCUUGCUCUUGGAAUGGAGUAACCAGCAUUGAUACAUGGAGUAUUAUUUUGGAGAACUCUACAGGAGAUGAAAAUCCUAAUUGCAAGAUAAAUAGGGUAUGGGAAAACAAGAAAUACACAAAGACUGUGCAGUGCAAUUAUCAAGUACAAACUACGCUACAACCAGGUUAUUGCCUUAUAUUGUUCAUACUCGACGAACGGUGCGAAAAAGAUACCAUCUGGAGGCCACCUAUGAAUAAAAACAUACCGUGCGCUUGGCUGAAGCGUUGUACCAAAGUUGUCGAAACCUCGCAACAUAUUGAGAACAUAACAAUGUCAAGCAAAUUGCUACCUGCUACAAGCCCAUAUAUAUUGUUUCCGAUCAUCGUCAUCAUAUUGGUGGUAUUGGCGAUAGUUGGAACAUUAUAUUUCAUGCAUCAUUUUCGUAUUCGCAACGAGUGUGUCAAUCUGUACGUGAAUCCGCAACAGGACGACUUCACGAAUCCUACCUGCCUUAAAUCCACCGACUUCAACAUCGUCGAGACAAACAACAGCAAUAAAGAUAUCGAUCGCGAUAAACUUACGUACAACGACAUUGUGCUUGUAUACACCAAAGGUUCUGCCUCUUUUAUAGCGAUGAUGAAGGACUUCCGUGAGAUGCUUACCAAAAUGUGUUCCUGUACUGUGCAUGAUUGGCAUGAUGGUGCUGAGUGGAAUGAUGUAGCUAGAGUCGGUGCUGUUUUAUGGUUCACCGAUUUACUUAACAGCGGAUGUCGCGUUGUUUGGAUAGAUACGCCGGCCACAAGAUCCGUAGUGAUAUCAAACUCGAGGGAGAGCGACACGAAUCUGAAUAAACUCAGCAAAUAUUACGAGAUAGGCGAUUUCCGCGACGUGGCAUUUCCCGUUGUACUUGAAUUGGCAAAACGUAAUACGAAGGAUCUCGUGUUUCAGUAUCGCAAACACUUUGUCGUGAGAUUCGAAGGCUUGGCAAGUUCGGAAAACGUAAACGAUCCGUUUCUAGAUCUUUCCCCGCAUACACGUUACCUCAUGCCGCAGCAUUUCGCGCAGUUGUGCACAGAUUUGUCGACGAUAAAACCAGCAGACUCGAAGUGCGAGAUGAAGGCGGAGGAAGAUCUCUUGCAGCAACGUCUGAAAUUCAUGAGGAUGGAGUCAAUAAUGUGAAACGUCGACUGAUCAUGUUCUCACAAGGACGUCAGCAUUAUCAACGUCACAGCUGGCCGACAUAAUGAUACUUCAUUCGCAUUUUCGACGCGAAACGCCUGCGGAAGCAAAAAUUUCAUCGAAGAUACUACCUCAAACUCGAACAUUGUUCGCUCACGAUGUAUGCACUGUGAUGUUUUUAUUCGCAACGCGUACAGUGUGUGCAUACGUGUGUUUAAAUUUUCUUUUUUUCUUUUUUUUUUUUUUUUUUUUU
Harpegnathos saltator (Jerdon's jumping ant) is the source of this 2414-nucleotide messenger RNA. RefSeq lists its product as uncharacterized. Bases 248 to 2161 code for a protein of 637 amino acids. The record is from RefSeq and is a predicted model, not a curated record. The transcript has 12 exons. Lineage: Eukaryota; Metazoa; Arthropoda; Insecta; Hymenoptera; Formicidae.